CCUGUUGGUACUACUGUGUGGUAUGUGGGAGGAACUUCACUGCACAUAGUUGCUGCAGCACUAAUAGUUGGCAGCACAGAAGGCAGUACAAAGAGUAAAACUGGAGGCACUUGCAGUUGCAACAGUGUCCUUAGAGGCUGUGGCAUGCUCACUGAGCUGCAGGGGCACUCUGACGCAUACAGCUACUAUGUGGAGAAGUAGAAAUUCCAGCAGGCUUCAAGGAACAGAUGUAGGCUACUAGCUGAGAGGUGUAACAGCAUAGCUCAGGCUGGCUGCAAACCAGUACUCAUGCUGCUGUGUAAACAAAACAAGAUCUUAGUAUCAAGAUGGCCGACCUGGAAGUCUACUUGUAGCUCAUAGUACUUAGCUAAAUGAGCUGCAUGUCAGCGGCUUACUCAGAGGAGGAAGCUCAUUUUGCACGUGCCAUCUUCUCAGCAGGGCUAAAAUGGAUAGCACAGAGGAACCUCAGAAAAAAGUCUUCAAAGCACGAAAAACAAUGAGAGUAAGUGAUCGGCAACAACUUGAAGCUGUCUAUAAGGUUAAAGAGGAGCUGUUGAAGACAACUGAAGUGAAGCUGUUAAAUGGAAAGCACGAGAAUGGAGAUUCUGACAUGAAUUCCCUUUUAAGCAAUACAGAUUGUGCAGAAGUCAAGAAAGAAAUUAAUGGCAUGGUUGACUUGUGUGUUAACUCUGAAGAAGGAAGAGCAGCUUGUGAUGAAAUUAGUGAGACCAAAAGCCCUGAAAGUAGGGCAGGAAACAUAGUCAAUGACAUAGAAUCCAAACCUCUAAUGCCAUCCUCAGAAAAUGUUACUACUGAACAAGCUAAAGACACUGACAUUGCAGCAAAAUGUGAGGCUGAAAAUGGAGUUGGUAGCAGUAAAGAUAACUUCCAUGAAGAAAAUAACAGAAAAGAUCAAGUGGACCAAAGAAAGAAUGAUAUCCCAUUGGAAGGUGAAAAUAAACCAGUCUGUGAUAUUAAUGACUCUUCUGAACAGAAGGGAGAAACAAAUUACUUACCUGUUAAUUCCAGUUCAUCUGAAACGGGUGAGGAAAAGAGGACUGAAGAAGUAACUGUUGAAGAGGUUGUUGGAGAAGCAGCCAUCUCUAGCAGUAUGGAAGCUGACCAGGAAAAACAAGAAGGCAGUGCAGGACCAGAAACCACUGUUUCGAAGACAAUAGAUGAGCCAAGUGAAAGCACCUUGGACAAUACGGACUGUAUGGAAACAGAUGACAUUAUUCCAAUUCUGGAAAAACUAGCCCCUGCUGAAGAUGAUCUGAGCUGUUUUUCUAAAAGUUCUCUGCUUCCAGUGGAUGACACAGUCCCAGAUUUAGAAGAUAAAAUAGACAAUUGUUUGGGUUCACCAUCCAAGCAGGAAAGCAAUGAAUGUCUGCCAAAAGAGGCUUUCUUAGUACUGUCUGAUGAAGAUGAUCCCUGUGAUGAGAAGGAGGAACUUGCUGAAGGGAUAUUGCCAAACAAGUCAAGUCUUCCAGAAGAGGUGGAGGAGGAGAGAAAAAAGGAAUGUGAAGAUAAAGAAGGAGAAGAGCCACACAAAGAAGAAGAGAAACAAAUAGAGAAAAGUGAAGCAUCAAAGAGAAAGCGUUCCAAAUCUGAGGACAUGGACUGUGUUCAUUCUAAACAUCGUCGGUACAUGGGAGAAGAUUAUGAAGCAGAACUCCAAGUCAAAAUUACAGCCAGAAAGGAUGUUGACCUAAAAUUGCAAAAGAUUAUCCAGAGACUGUUAGAAGAAAAACUUACCACUUUACAGUGUGCGGUAUUUGACAAAACUCUGGCAGACUUGAAAACCCGAAUGGAGAAAGUAGAAUGCAACAAGAGGCAUAAAACUGUGCUUACUGAAAUGCAGGCUAAAAUUGCAAGAUUGACAAAGCGGGUUGGAGCAGCCAAGGAGGACUUGAAGAAGAGACAAGAAAAUGUGGCAAAUGCGCCUGUAUCUCCAGGGAAAGCAGCACCCGAGACUGCAAAUGUAAACAAUGCCACAUAUCGAAAUGCUGGCACAGUAAGGCAAAUGCUGGAGUCAAAGAGGAAUGUAGGAGAGAGCACACCAUCAACUUUUCAAGCCCCUGCGAAUCCAGUGCCUGCUUCCAGCCUUGCUGCUUCUCCAGCAGUUGUCAGUGGACAUCCUAAGCUUCAGACUCCAGUGUCCUCCACCAGCUCUUUGACAACAGCAGUGCUUCCCACAGCUAACACGGCUACAGUUGUAGGCACUAACCAAGUGCCCACUGGCAGCACUCAGUCAGUGUCUGUCUCAUUGCAGUCUUUGCCUGUAAUCCUGCAUGUACCUGUGGCAGUGUCAUCCCAGACUCCGCUUCUGCAAGGCCACACAGGGACUUUGGUCUCUAACCAGCCGUCAGGCAACGUUGAAUUUAUAUCUGUACAAAACUCGUCUACAGUUGGUAGCCUUACCAAAACUACAGUGUCUUUGGCAUCAACUAACACAACUAAACCAAAUAACAUCCCACAUGUGCCCAGUCCUGGUAUUCUAAGGAACUCUACAGCCAGUGCUGGGUCAAUAGGCACAACGUUGACAGUACAGGCUGUUCCUACUACACAUCCUGUUACCCAGACCACAAGGACUUCUUUGCCCACAGUGGGUACUCCAGGACUUUAUAAUGCGACUGCCAGUCGAGCGCCCCUACAGAUGAAGAUUCCUCUCCCUGCAUGUAGUAGUACAGCUCCUACUGAACCACCAACCAUUGCAGCACCCAAGACUGAAAACCAGACGAGCAGGCCACUAACAGAUACUGCGGCAAACAAGCGACCUGCUGAGGGAACAGCACAGCAGUUGAAACAGGAAGAGACUCCAUCAGAAAAUAAAGAAGCAGUAGAAGCAGCACAGACGAAUUUUAACUUCCCUGAGGAUGUCCUCUUUGGCUUGGAGGAAGAGGAAGAGGAUGCUAAGAGCAUCAAAAACACCCACAAGCAGACUGGCUGGGCAGCUAACCUAUUAAAACAGUGGCUGGCCAAAAAUGGCAAGGAUCCUAGCUUUGAAUUGGUCCCAGUAAGUGAACUCAAUGAUAUCUUAAGAGAGUUUUAUUACACAAUAAGAAAUCAUGAUGGAAAUACCUACAGUGUGGCAAGCUACAAGUCAAUGCGUGCUGGCUUAAACCGGCAUCUCAAAAUGUCGCCUUAUAAUCGUCAGAUUUGCUUAAUGAAGGACAAAGAGUUUGCCAGUGCAAACAUGGUGUUUGUGAGCGUGCUGAAGAUGCUGCGCAUGCAGGGAAAGGAUGAGACUCACCACCAUCCUCCUAUAGCUGCCGAGGACCUGCGUAGGAUUAAGCAAUCUGGUGUGCUGGGUUUGCACAGUCCCCUGGCACUCGUCAACAAGGUGUGGUUUGAUUUGCAGUUGCAUUUUGCCAAGCGAGGGAGGGAAAUUCUAAGAGAUCUGGCUCCAGAUGCAUUUGUGGUUGAGAAGGACAAGAAUGGGCGUCGAUAUGCUAUGUUUAGAUAUCCUGGCAAAGGCAAAAAUGGAGAAGAUCCUCAUAAAAUGGGUAAAAUGUAUGAUAUGCCUGGGGACCCAAACUGUCCUGUGUUUUCCUUGGAACUUUAUUUGUCCAAGUUGCCUCCAGAGCCCCCUGCCUUUUACCUGCACCCUCUAAAGCUAACGUCAGAGCAAAUGCAAGAGCAGCCGGUCUGGUACAAAAGAGAACCAAUGGGUGUGAACUACCUGGGUACCAUGAUGCCCAGGAUAAGUGUGGCAGCCAGGCUCUCUCAGCGGUACACCAAUCAUUCUCUCCGAACUACCACCAUCCAGCUCCUCUGUGAAGCAGGACUGGGGCCUAGGGAAAUAAUGGCAGUGACAGGCCACCGCUCCGAGUCUGCUGUUAGGCACUACUGGGGACCUGCAGAGAUUCGCUACAGGGCCUGGUCAGAUAGAAUGGAAAAUAAUGCCCCCAAUUAUCGAUACAGCAAGAUCCCAAAUGAAGUGAUAAAAGAAUCAGUAUCUGGUGCAUCCACUUCCUCUGUAAAACGUACUGUUCUAGAACAAAGCAAAAUUUUAUUCCCUACGAAAUCUGUGGUGUCGCCUGGCACAAACUCUGUGGCUUUAGUCCCUGAGGGACACCCAGCUCUGAAUUGCAAAAGCCCGGUCCUGUUGAACCGCAGUACGUCCAAGGUGUUUCUCCCCAAGAGCAUGACCAGUGGGAACCUGACUGCCGGUCCCCUUCAAGGCUGUUGUAGCAAACCUGUCUUUAUAAAGCGUGUGAUAAAACAAGAACCUAUGACUUGAUGUUUCUGUAAUAGAACUGAUUUCAGAUGAAUUGCUAAAAUGGAAAAAUUAUCAGAUUUGUUUUUUUUAUUUGGUCGACGAAGGCAAUUCCUUAUGGUCUAAUUCAGCAAGAAGUAUCCUGUUUGCACUCAAGAUGUGAGCUAUGGAGCAGAAAUUUAAACUGAGGAGGGCUUGGAGUUUGUAUGACUUUUUUUGUGGCAGCUGGGACUCUUCCAAGUGGCUUAGCAGAGUUAUUUAAAAAAUUAAAGGGAGCUAUUGAUUUCCACUUAGCUGAAGACAUAUGCUUUCUUCACUAAGAGUGUGGCUUUUAUAUUUUGUGAAGAGUGUUAUUUAUCGUACCAUUUUGUGACUGCUGGCACUAAUGUAGCAUCUUACAAAUCAAAUACUUGAUUACUGAAGAGCACCAAGAAAGUAGAAGCUGAAUGAAAUAGACACAGAUGCGCUACAAAUACGUACAUACGCAUGAAAACACCUGGAAUUGCUUAACCACUGUCACCCUCUGUUCAGAUUGUUAUCAGACCUACUAGAGCACUGUGCCUUUGUUUCCUUUUUUUUUUAAAGCCUUCUUCUAAAUUGAUUUUCUCUGUGAGCUGCAGAUUUGCAUUGCAGGUCUUUCCUUUUCCUAUUUAAUAUUUUUGGCUUAAGAUUCUAGUCAUUCUGUUCUCAGAGGGCACUAUUGAUACGUGUGGUAUUAAAAUUGGGAUCUCUUUGGUUGUGCAUGAAAUGGGGAAAACAUUCUCAAAAGAGCUGGAAACAAUUUCUUGCUUAAAUGGCAGGUAAUUAGUGUUUGGGUUGUCUCUGUGCCUAACUUGUGAGAGGGUUUUUGUUUUUUUUUUUUUUAUAUUUCCUCUCACCAACCCCCUUCAUUACAGGUCAGAUCAUCUUUGCACUCUAGUCUUUGCCAGUAUAUGUAAUUCACAAGAACUACAUCUUGUUCUUCCCCACUGAACCCUGUCCAAGUUUUAUUUUUGGUUUUAACUUCUUCAGCUCAGUAAACUGGUCCUGUCAUUAUCUUUUCCCUAGAUUUUAACAGGUAGAAAUUCUCAGCAUAGUGGAUGUGAAUAAUUUUCAUCAUAGAUUAUGACAAGAGAUCUUCCUGUAAAUAAAAAUAGAAAACUGGUUAUAGAAUUACAGAUUAUAGUUGGUCCACUUUGGAAGAAGAAACACUAUAGCAUUUAAAACUGUUUCCAUAUAUUAACAAUGAAAUAGAAAUUGCUUUGUCCUUUUCAAAUGUGUGUACACAGAUGCACUUCACAUGGUUUAUCACACUAAGGACUUCACUUGAAGUGUUGAUGUUGCUCAACAAUGGACAUAAUAGGGAAAAGUCCCAGCUGAAAUGACAAAUUAACCAUGAUAAACUCUUAAUUCUGUGGAGAACUUCCUUGCUGGGAUGGGCUUCCAAAUUUUGAAUGAGAUUUAUGACUCUGUUGUAGUGUAUAGUCGAUAUAGACACUGCUGUAGUCUGUACAGAGGACUUGAUGAUGCCUGAAUGUUGGAGUUUUUAUCUUGGCUGGUAAUAUUUACCUUUGUGACCUUGUGCCAAUUAUUCAUACUUACUGCAUCAAUUUUCCAAAGGGUAAGACCAACACAGUGCUCCAUUUUCUAAUGGAUGGUGAUAAAGGUUGAAAGGUUUUAAAAGUUCUUUAGUGAUCUUAAACUCCUCUAUGGUUGAGGUAGUUGAUCAGAUGUAAUUGUUAAUAUAGAAAUUACUUCUACACAGUCCUGCUUCCUUAGUAGGAGCGUUAAUUCAUUACAUAAAUGACUAGAGGAAAAAAGGCAUGGGUCAAUUUUGUCAAGCCUAAAGUAAAUGAAUUAGAGAUGGCAAGAAGAAAAAGUGAAAAAACAAAGGGCGGACAGUUCUCAAAAUAUAGGAGAACUUCAAAAUAUAGGAGAACUGUGCAGUAACUUAUUCUAGGAUAUUUUAGGGUAACAUAGAUUUCCAAAUUUUAGGGAUUCAUAGAAUUAAUAACUCAGCAAAACUGACAAAAUUAAUCCCUGAAUUUAAUCUAAACUUCCACCAGGAUGGAUAUGUAUUAGUGUCCCCCCCAAAAAAAUGUUCCCAUCUCUGUCUCAGGUAUAUAGGCUUCUUCCAGCAUAUUGGCAUUGAAUAUUUAUCCUCCAGAAACAAGAAAAGUAUGAAGUCAGAUGAUUCUGUGUUCCCUCUUGCUGCAUACUGUGGUCAGACUGACCACACACCCUGCUCUGGUUCUGACUGCAUCUGGGUGUCUUAGUGCAACAGCAAAUUGCUGGUGGCUUCAUUCCUCAACACAAAUCUAGUUGGUGAUUAAAAGAGAAAAAGGGACUCUCUAGGCCAAUCUUGGCAUGUCUCUCGUUCUUUCUGAUUAUCAUUUGGCUUCUAACUUGACUUCCCUUCUGUUGGCUUCUAAUGGGGUCUUUUUGGAUUCUCAUUUGUGAAAUUUUAAUUUUGUUGGCACCACCUGUACAGUAUCCUCUUACUACCUUCAGUUUGAACCUGAUACUUCAAAGCUUCUGACUGCAAUAUUACUACCAUGUGGGUUUUUAUAUGGGAGAUUUUUUUUUAAUUUUUUUAAAUAAGAAAGUAUUCCUCAUUUUGGCUGGAAGUAUUAUUGCUUCACAAGACCUGGGAUCAUUAUUUACUAAGCUUUCUGGUAGACUUUUAUUUCUAAUUAGUAGAACAUCUUUCUAACCUUCCAGAAUGGAAAAAAAAUCUUUCUCCUGUUUUCCCCUCCCACCUAGAGUGUUAAAUAAAUCUUUCCUACAUGUAUUUUAUUUCUAGAAAAAAUGAACCAAAUGCAUAUUUUGCAGCUUUUGUAAAGUCAAUUUUGGCUGUGAGUAGAGUGAUAUGGGGAACAGGGAGUCAAGUUUCAAAUCAGUGCUGUUCAUGGCAGUACAGGUUAUGCUGUAUGAACAUAAUGGAUUCUGUCAAAAUGGACAUGAAUUGUACUCCUCAGUUGCAGUAUCAGCAGAGAACCUCAAAACAGAAGGAUAACAGUUUUUGGGGGUUUUCCCAUUAUUUUUCCUCUAUAAGUGAAUGUGUUUGGUGAACCAACAGGUUAAAUAUAGUUUGUUUGUCUAAACUUAGAUUUAUGCUUUGGCUGCAAAUUUAAUGCAAAAUUGCCAAUCAUAAUUUAAAAUUCACUUUAAAAAUCUGAAUAGAACAAAUAUUCUUUGAAAGAAAUUUAUCUUCUAUGAUCUUGAGUUUUCUAAUCAGAUCUCCUAAAAGAAGACUUUCAUUUCAGUUGCAGAAAAAUCCCUGAAAGCAAAACCAAUCAACCAACCAAAAACCCCCAACCAAAAAAAAAAAAAAAAAAAAAAAAAAAAAAAACCAACCAAAAAAACCCAAAACCCAAAAAAAUAAUCACCCCAAACAAACAAUGACAACAAAAAACCCCCAGCACUUAGACUAAGUCAACUAAAUUAAUACUGACUGCUAUGUUAUUGAUUAAAUUCCAUUUUCUUUGAUGGAGAUGACCCUGAAAACAGUGGAGAGUAACUGGUUCCUUAUAUAAUGCUUCCUUUGCACCUCAUUUUCAUAAUUCAGCUUUGGUACUAGUGUUGUGAAUAUUGAAUUCGUUUUCCCUGUGUUUUCCUGUGAAGCUUGGAAAUCUCAGCUGUUAAAUUAAGAGGUACUCUGAUUACUUCUUGGUUUUAUGAAGUUGGCAUGGUAUCUCAAAGUAUGUUAAAUUUCCGUUGCUUAUAUGCACCUUCUCUGUACCAUGUGAAGUGCUCCACUGUGCACAGUGCUGAAUACCUGAAGGCAUUGGAAGGAUGCUUUGAAAUUGAGUUUGUUCUUGGGUUUGUUGUGGUUUUGGUCCAGUACCUCUGGUUAUCCUGAACAGAACCACUUCUCAGUAGUUGCUAAAGUUUUCCAUAUGCAGCUUGGAUGUACGAUUUUCCCGUAUGACUGUUUUCUUCUUUUCAGCCUUUCUCUCUGCUUCCUGCUCCAAAAGGAGUGGAUGUGGAAGGGGACAUCUUACUACUUGUAUUAGUCCUUCAUCUUCAGCUUUUUCCUGUGUACACAGAAAUUUAAGGGUUGUUAUUUGUUCCUAAUCAUUUAAUCAAUUGCCAUUCCAGUGCCUCGGGUCUUUGAGUUGCAUUUCUGAAGACAUGAUAAGCACUUUUACUGCAUUGGGGCAAAUGUUAUUGUUACAGAGGAAGAGGCAUUUUUAAUUAUAUAGCAGAUCUUUAGACUGGUUUAAAAGUAUUUUAGUAUGAAUCCCAGUUAUAGAUACAGGAUUUAUAUAUAUUAUAUAUAAUAUAUAAAUAUAGUUACGGUAUAAUGAGAGAAUAUAUGAAAGCAGGUUUAUUACACUGUAACAUAAAGUAACAGUGAACAAAUCUUAACAGGGUUUGAUGUGUUGAAAAUAUCUGGCAUAAGUCAAUCUUCAAGAAUUGUUUGCAUUAUAUUUAUUAAAACACCAAGUCAGGUGAUAGUCUUUUUUUUUCCUGUUCCCUGCUUCAUGUGCAACUUAUUCUUUUAAGGAGCAAAUCUCUUUUUUAGUCUAAAUUUCAUCUGUGCAUUUCACUUUACAGCUACUAUUAGUUUAUUAAAUAAAGUUCACCAGUGUCCUACCUGUUUCCCAUUGUUUCCAACAUACCUUGAGUUCUUUGGUUGAACUACAGUUUAAUUUAAGCUGUUUUGCUGCCUAUUGGAAAUCCAUUUCAUAAAAGAUUAAUAAAGUAUGUUUAUAACUCCUAUCACAUUACUCUGCGAUGUGUAACAAACUUUGUAAGUGUCUCUUAGGAAAUAAUGUGAGCAAAAUGGAUAUGUCAGCUUACAGUUUAUAAGCAGCUAUUAAUUCUGUGUUGUUGAAGCAUUAUUGAUGAAUAUGUUUCCUUGCAUUUCAUGGUUUUAUCACUCAAAAUAAACAUAUAUAGUUAUAUAUGUAAAA
Onychostruthus taczanowskii (white-rumped snowfinch) is the source of this 9117-nucleotide messenger RNA. RefSeq names its product activating transcription factor 7 interacting protein (gene ATF7IP). Bases 446 to 4243 code for a protein of 1265 amino acids. The record is from RefSeq and is a predicted model, not a curated record. The transcript has 11 exons. Gene Ontology annotation, molecular function: protein binding; transcription coregulator activity; DNA binding. NCBI's taxonomy places the organism in Eukaryota, Metazoa, Chordata, Aves, Passeriformes, Passeridae. Gene Ontology annotation, biological process: DNA integration; DNA recombination; regulation of DNA-templated transcription. Gene Ontology annotation, cellular component: nucleus; transcription regulator complex.